Debaryomyces fabryi is the source of this 2043-nucleotide messenger RNA. RefSeq names its product proline--tRNA ligase. Gene Ontology annotation, cellular component: cytoplasm; aminoacyl-tRNA synthetase multienzyme complex. Gene Ontology annotation, biological process: prolyl-tRNA aminoacylation. The record is from RefSeq and is a predicted model, not a curated record. The coding region runs from base 1 to 2043 and encodes 680 amino acids. The transcript has a single exon. Gene Ontology annotation, molecular function: proline-tRNA ligase activity; ATP binding; aminoacyl-tRNA deacylase activity. NCBI's taxonomy places the organism in Eukaryota, Fungi, Ascomycota, Pichiomycetes, Serinales, Debaryomycetaceae.
AUGGCUUUAGAACAAUCAUUAGCAGCAUUAUCAUUAGCGACUGUUUCUUCAGAAUCCGCAGUUCCUACCAAAACGUUGGUUUUCAAGCCUAAAACGGCUAAGACCGCCACACCAGUUCCAGUGGUUGUCUUCGCUUUGCAGACCACUCAGACACCAUCUCCUGCUAUUGCUAAGGCGGCUGGCGUCAAGGAACCUAGAUUGGCUAAAGACGACUUGGUAAGCGAAUUUUUCAGUGUUUCAGCUAAAGAAGUGUCGAUUGCGAACUUACACAAGGAUUUGGCUGGAAAGAUUAAGCUCGUAGUUGAUGAGAACAUCACCAAGGCUUCAGAUGAUACAGUUUUAGAGUUAUCUACAGCUUCGUCCAAGGCUAGCAUUUCUGCAAAGGUUCUUAACGAAUAUCUUGUUUCUACUGGCAUUGAGGUGGUUUCUGUUGCUUUUUCAGCCGAACCAGCUCCAGCAGCAGACACAUCCAAGAAAGAUGCUUUGAAGAAGGAAAAACAAGCAGCCAAGCUUGAAGAUGCGAAAUUGAUUGGUAUUACCGUGGAUAAGGCCAAGGACUUCUCAUCUUGGUAUUCCCAAGUUGUCACCAAGGGUGAAAUGUUGGAUUACUAUGAUGUGUCUGGUUGUUAUAUUUUAAGACCAAACUCUUACUCUGUUUGGGAAACCAUUCAAGAAUGGUUUAACUCUCGUAUCAAGAAAAUGGGAGUGCAAAAUUCAUACUUCCCAAUGUUCGUCUCUUCUAGGGUCUUAGAGAAGGAAAAAGAUCAUAUUGAAGGGUUUGCUCCAGAAGUCGCUUGGGUUACUCGUGCUGGUAACUCCGAAUUAGAUGAACACAUUGCUAUUAGACCAACUUCAGAAACUGUUAUGUAUCCAUACUAUGCUAAAUGGAUUAGAUCUCACAGAGACUUGCCAUUGAAGUUGAAUCAAUGGAACUCUGUUGUUAGAUGGGAAUUCAAACACCCACAACCAUUUUUGAGAACUCGUGAAUUCUUAUGGCAAGAAGGUCACACCGCUCAUUUGACUAAGGAAGGUGCUGCUGAAGAAGUUGAACAGAUUUUGGAUUUAUACACCGGUAUCUACGAAGAAUUGUUGGCUGUUCCUGUUGUUAAAGGUAAGAAGACCGAAAACGAAAAGUUUGCUGGUGGUGAUUAUACUACUACUUGUGAAGGUUUUAUUGCUGCUACUGGUAGAGGUAUUCAAGGUGCUACUUCCCAUCAUUUAGGAACCAACUUUUCUAAGAUGUUCAACAUUUCAGUCGAAAAUCCAGAAGGUGCUGAUAAGCCAAGAGUGCACGCUUUCCAAAACUCCUGGGGUUUGUCUACUCGUGUCAUUGGUGUUAUGGUUAUGACUCAUUCUGACAACAAGGGUUUAGUUUUACCUCCUCGUGUUGCUCAAACACAAGUUGUAGUUAUUCCUGUUGGUUUAACUGCUAAGACCACUGAUGAUCAAAGAAAGGCCAUCAAUGAUGGUGCCGCUCAUAUCGAAAAUGUCUUAAAGCAAACCGAUGUCAGAGUUACUGGUGAUUACAGGGAUAACUAUUCUCCUGGCUGGAAAUUCUCAGACUGGGAAUUGAAGGGUACCCCAUUACGUUUAGAGUUCGGUCCUAAAGAUUUAGCUUCUGAGCAAGUCACCGCUGUUAGACGUGAUAACAACCAGAAGUAUUCUGUUAAAUUAAAUGAAUUAGAGAAACGCAUUCCAGAAAUUUUGCAAGAAAUGCAAGUUGGUUUAUUAGAAAAGGCCCGUAAAGAUUUCGAUGAACACCGUGUCUUUGUCCACGACUGGAAGGACUUUGUUCCAACAUUAAAUGCUAAGAACGUCAUUGUUUCUCCUUGGUGUGGUGAUGCUGACUGUGAAGACGACAUUAAGGAUUCCUCUGCUAAGAAGGACGAUGGUGAAGAAGAGGAGGUUGACGAAAAAUCGCCAUCAAUGGGUGCAAAAUCCUUGUGUAUUCCAUACGACCAACCAGAAUUAAAGUCCGGCCAAAAGUGUGUUAAAUGUGACAAGCCUGCUGUGACUUAUUGUAUGUUCGGUAGAUCAUAUUAG